Molecule: messenger RNA, 1293 nt
Organism: Trichoderma harzianum CBS 226.95
Lineage: Eukaryota; Fungi; Ascomycota; Sordariomycetes; Hypocreales; Hypocreaceae
Exons: 5
Coding region: 1-1293 (430 amino acids)
Biological process (GO): epoxide metabolic process
Molecular function (GO): epoxide hydrolase activity
Source: RefSeq, a predicted model, not a curated record
AUGAGGCAUCAUUUGACAAUCGCCGCUGCGUUAUUGGGCACUUGCCACAAUGUCGUAGCUCUGGAAUGGAGUGCAACAUAUGGACGUCAGCCAGCUCCGUUUAAGCUCUCAGUGAAUCCAGAGAUCAUCGCAUUGGCCCAUCAGAAAGCCUAUUUGACUCGCUUUCCUGUCGAUGUUGAGCAGCCUGAUUGGAGCGAUGGACCUCCUGUGCAUAAUGCUACAUCCGUUCGGGAUUAUUGGGUGAAUGAGUAUGAUUGGUCCGAGGUUCAGAGGGAAAUCAACUCGCAAUUUAAAAUGUUUACCACCACAGUUGACGCUAAACCACACUCCAACUACGAAGAGCCGGUUCCUCUGCAUUUUGUACACCAUCGUUCUAACCGCUCAGACGCCAUUCCUCUACUAUUUAUUCACGGAUGGCCAGGGUCCUUUCUCGAAGUUGCAAAUCUAUUGGAACCAUUGACAAACCCUCACGAUCAAGCGUUGCCUGCCUUUCAUGUCGUGGCUCCAUCUAUCCCUGGCUUCGGUUUCUCUCCCGCCCCAAAGAAACCACUUUUCGGACCUCGUGCCGCAGGCGAAGCUUUCAAUAACCUGAUGCUCCAACUUCAUUAUCCGCAUUAUGUUAUUCAAGGAGGAGACCUUGGAGGCUUUAUAAAUAGGUUCAUGGCCUCGUCACAUCCAGAGACGGUGCUUUCGGUGCUCAGCAACUUUUGGCUCGUUCAGCCUAACUCUACCGACUUUGAGCGUUAUUAUGCUGGAAAAACCACAAGUGACGAGAAUUACCUUAUCAAUGAAUUCUGGAACUUUGAGAAUAAGAGCAGCGGGUAUCGUUUUGAACAGCAGACUCAACCUUUGCAAAUUGGACAUGCCAUGACUGAUAGCCCUAUUGGCUUUGCCAUGUAUAUAUACGAAUUCAUGUUCCUGACGGUACAGCACUACGUGUGGAGUGCGAAGGAGCUUAUUACUUGGUCGUUGAUGUACUGGAUUCAGGGACCGUAUGCUGGCUUCAGGUUCUACAAGGAGAGCGUCAAUGACAAUAUUCUUGAAAACGGGCUCCUUAUUAAUUCCACAACAUUUCCCUAUGUUCACCAACCAGUUGCUCUCUCGGAGUUUCCAGCCGACAUUUGGUACAGAACACCACUGGAUUGGGCCCAGAGAGGCGGCAAUGUUGUAGUAAGAAAGGUUCACGACAAAGGAGGGCAUUUUCCUUCGAUUGAAACGCCAGAUGUCCUCAUCGACGAUAUCCGGUCAUUUUUUGGAAAUGGUUCUCUCGCAAAUACGACAAUACAACCCUAA